This is a messenger RNA of Elaeis guineensis (African oil palm), 596 nucleotides long. The record is from RefSeq and is a predicted model, not a curated record. NCBI's taxonomy places the organism in Eukaryota, Viridiplantae, Streptophyta, Magnoliopsida, Arecales, Arecaceae.
AACCAAAGAGCCACACGUCUCGCCAUCCCUCCAUAGAUAGGAAACAGGUGGGAAGAACCCAACGACCCUCCCCUUGGCCUGCUUCUCUCAUCAAGUUGGGACCUCCCAGAAGGAGCCACAGGGCUGGAGGAAAACGGAUGAAGGAGCCACCGAGGAGGGCAGAGGAAACGGAGAAGAAGGGAGAAAGAGAGGAUGCUGUUCCCAUAUGGGACUGUGGGAGCCCUCUGUAUGACUCAUUUGAGCUGGCUUCUCUCUGCCACCUCCUCGACCGCCACCAGAUGACCCUGCCCUUCUCCAAGGAGUCGGUGAGGUUCAGCGGAAGGUUCUGCGACGAGCCAGACGAGAUGCUGGGAGAACAGAGGAUGGUGGCUGGGCGGAGGGGAACGAAGGAGAAGGCUAAGAAGAGGAGCAAGGGGGGACUGCGUUCCAUGUUUACUGCCAUCGCUUUCUGGAGGAGGACAUGAUCAAGUGCAGCUCUAUGCCACCUUUUCCUUCCGUUAGUUUUCUCCUGGACCUUCAAUACUUUGUGCGUAUGAUGAUAUGGAAUUGAAAUAAAAUUGCAUCGACUGGGUCAUCGUGCAUGUUUCCGCCAUGAA